AUGUGGCAGGGGAUGAUUGUGGGUGUCGACAACGUGCUGCUGGAUGUCGUGGUGUCCAUAGACGACGAGCCCGACAUCCUGAAGCGCUAUCAGGUCGAAGCGAACACACAAUGCUUGGCGGAGGAGAGGCACAUGCCGUUGGUGAAAGACAUGCUGAGCAGAGCGGAGGCUGGCAAAGCCAGUACGACACCUGGCGGCGUGAUCGCCAACAGUCUUCGAGCCGGUUCUUGGUGGUUAAAGAGACCGGCAGAUUGCCAGCAGCCACGAAGAAUCAUGUUGGGGAUGGUUGGGCACGAUGCUGCCGGAGACAGGCUGCAGACAGAGCUCUCAGCGGCUGGAGUUGAGCCAAUGCUGGGCCGACCUGCAAGGAAAGAGGAGCCCAACGACAACCUCACCAACACCAGCGGCGUGUGUUGCUGCCUAUUGGCAAACAAGGCUCGCACGAUGGUGACGCAUCUUGGCAUCAGCAAGACUCUCCAUUUGGAUGGUAAGAAAGAAGGCUUUGCCGGAUGGAUCAGCCGGAUGGAGAUGCUGCAGGCAUCUAUCAAGACUACAGCACCGCAGGCAUGGGUUGCAGUGACCUCUGGGUUUUAUGCCCAAGCAGAUCCUGAAGGAGUGGAUGCCAUGCUGGCUUGGUGCUCCAAGCCACAUGUUGCAGCCGCAGGCGGUCGAAUUCUGCCUAUCUUCGCGAUCACUGUGGGUGCUGAGUGGUGCACGGACAUCGCCUGUGUCCAGGAGGCCGCUCGCUCGGCUGACUUCACUUUCGCCAACGAAGUCGAGGCUAUACAUCUGGCAUCCUCCGUCUGCAAGGCAGCGUCCAAGCCCGCCCCUGAAACCUACGAGGAUGCAAUGGCAGUGAUUGCGAGAUGGAAGCAGCGAGGUUGGAUGAUCGGCACUCGCGGCUCGAAAGGUGUGGGCUGCAUCCGGUCAAAGUCAGACACCUCGCUCUUCCAAGUGCCAGUUCCACCAGUGUCCCCGGAGGAGUUCGUCGACGAUGUGGGUGCUGGGGAUUCCUUCAUGGGCGGCUUUCUUGAAGCCAUCUGGCAGAGCCUGGCAGCACUUGCUCAAGAAGAAGCCGUCGAUUCCUCUGAAAGUGCGGGUAAGCGAAAGCUUGAGGAUGUGCCCUUGGCCUCCAAGUUGACAGACGACCACAUGAAGGACGCAGUGCGCGCCGGCAUCACAGCAGCUGGCGUUCUGGAUGCCAGUUUGCUGGGUGAGAUCUUUGUUGCUGGCUCAUGGUCGCGAACAUCGCAGCCUGAGCUAGAUCUAGGCUGCCAUUGCUGGGAUGCCAUGGCCUUUGCGCACAUUGAGUUCGUUCAUGCAGUGUCACUGCCGGGCGUGACCACGCAGGGACUCAAUCCGCCACCGGCUGCCCCUCCGGCUGCUCCUCUCGCCCCGCCGGCUGCUCCGCCCCCCGCACCCCCAGCGCCCCCUGCACCUCCAGCGCCUCCGGCGCCUCCGUCACAGGGUGACCGGCUCCGUGAGGCUCUGCUCGGAAAGCCCCCUCCGAUGCCGAUGGGCCUAGGUUUAGGUGAUGCAAAAGGUGCAGAUGGAAAAGGUUUUGGCAAGAAGGGAUGCUUUGGUGGCAAGAGUGAUGGACCGAAGGGAUUUGGAGGAGAUGGUGGAAAGGGCUUUGGAUUUGAUGGUGGUAAAGGCUUUGGAUGCGGCUAUGGCAACGACUUCGGCAAGGGCGGCAAUGAUUUCGGCAAGGGCGGCAAUGAUUUCGGCAAGGGCAGUGGCGCAGAGAAAGGCUUUGAUGGAUUUUCUAGCUUCGCGAAGAAGGGCGGCAAGGGCAUGCGUCCAGGUCCCUACUGA
Molecule: messenger RNA, 1815 nt
Organism: Symbiodinium sp. CCMP2456
Lineage: Eukaryota; Dinophyceae; Suessiales; Symbiodiniaceae
Source: the annotation of a GenBank genome assembly